Molecule: messenger RNA, 1388 nt
Organism: Drosophila kikkawai
Lineage: Eukaryota; Metazoa; Arthropoda; Insecta; Diptera; Drosophilidae
Gene: Non2
Product: upstream activation factor subunit spp27 homolog Non2
Cellular component (GO): nucleus
Source: RefSeq, a predicted model, not a curated record
UAUAUUAUCAACAACCCUAACUGCAACCCUGUGGAGACGCCGACUGGUAAAAAAAAAAAACGAAAAAAACGAGCACCGGAAAAUCGGCGAGGAAAAGAAAGUAGCACUGAAAAGCGAGCCACAGUUGCAGACUCACUGAAAACGUGUCCCAGUCCGAGAAAUAAGACGCGUCUGCGAACAAGAUGUCGGACAUCUCCAGCGAGGACCUGCGCCGCGAAAUACAGUCGGUGCUAAAGGAUGCCGACCUGUCCACCAUCUCGGCCAAACGUGUGCGCGAGCAGGUGGAGGGGAAGCUGAACUGCUCGCUGCUGAACCGCAAGAAGGAGUUCGACAAGAUCGUCAUGGAUGUGAUCAACGAGCAGCAGGACGAGGAGGAUGACGAGGACGACGACGGCAAGGAUCCGGACGCCGAUCCCGACGACGAGAGCGAGUCCAGCGAGGUGGAGAACAACAGCAGCAGCGAAGAGGAGGCCCAGAAGCAGAAGAAGAAGCCGGGUCCCAAGAAGCGGGGCCAGCCCAUCAAGCACAAGACGGGUCCGAAGAAGAAGCGCAAGACCCUCAAUGCCGACGAUUCGGGAACGGAGAGCGAUGCUGGCUCCGACUCCGACUACGAGGUGGUGAAGAAGCCGGCCGCCAAGAAGAAGGCCAAGUCUGCCGGCGGAACUACUGCCAGUGGCGCCGCCAGGAAGAGCACAGGCUUCACGCGCGCCUACAACCUGUCGCCGGAACUGAGCGCCCUCAUGGGCGCCCCAUCCCUGCCACGUCACGAGGUGGUCAAGAAGGUCUGGGCCAUCAUCAAGGAGCGGGAUCUGUACGAUCCGAAGAACAAGCAGUUCGCCAUCUGUGACGACGAGCUGAUGAAGGUGAUGAAGAUCCGCCGCUUCCGCACCUUCGGCAUGUUGAAGCACCUCAAGCCGCACUUCCUCGACUAAGGCCCCACCCAUCCUCUCCAGCCUACCAGCUCUCCAGAUGCAAAUACGCCACACACACUAGCUUAGUUUCCACCGCUGUCUGGCAAACUUUCGGCUCCGCUUAGAUUCGUUUUUUCCACUUUUGGUUAAGACUUAGUUGGCAUGUGUUUUUAGCAUUAACCAUUAAUUAAGACGCGUCUACACAAGCAUUUUUAUGUAGUCUACGACAUUUUAAGUAAUCUAAAAAAAGAAAAGUUUAUACAAUUAUCAAGAAAAAGAAGAACGACGACAAAAACGAAGAAAUUAAGAGAAAGAAAGUAACGAAUACAGAACGAUUUGUAUAAUUUUUUGGUAACAAACAAACUCUCUUGUGUAGUUUACAUUUAAUAAAAGUAUCAAAGAGAAAAUAUAACAAGUUUAAGGCAAAAAUAUUGAUUAAUAAAAAGAGAAAUAGACGAGUGAUGCAUCUGAAAUAAA